CAAACGGCUGGUUGAACGUAGCCUAUAAAAUAAGUGGACGUUUGUCAAUAUGGACCCUUUACAGUUUCGACCAGUAGCGAUACAACCCUAAAUGCCUUUUUGUUUGAUGUUAUGUUUUUACAAUCUACAUGUGUGUGAAAAUCAAGAGGAGGAUGGAUGAGAACAUCACAGUAUUGCCAUGUAACAAUGCUCUGAAGCUGUAGAAAAACAACUGAGUUGACAAUGAUUUCUGAAAUAAUAAUAUUAUCCUCUCAUUUGGAGCCACUGCUCAAGAAAGCAUAUCGUAAUGAUGUAAUUAAUGCUAAAACAACACAGUUAUUCCAGGAGAAGCUAAAAGAUGAGGGAACAACACAUGUUCCUCCACAUUUUAAAGUUGGCACAGUCUUUUUUUUCUAUGUUAGACGUAAUGGUCUGUACUUCGUAGCUACUUCAACUAAUGAAAUGUCACCUGUUUGUGUCAUAGAGCUCUUGAGUAGGAUGUAUUACAUCUUUAAGGAUUUUUGUGGUGUUGUGAACGAAGAAUCUGUCAGACUUAAUAUUCUCCUUUUGCUUGAGGUUCUCAAUGAAAUUUUGGAUUCUGGUUACAUUCAGCUGGCUGUUACAGAGAAGAUAAAGCCAUACCUGACAUGUGAACCAGUUGUCAUGGAAACCAGCAAAUCUCGACAGGAUGAUGUAGCUGCCAGACUGUUUGGUAUUGAGAACAAAAAUGUUCCUUCGACUGCUGCAAACAAGACAGUGAUUCGUUCAAGCUCAGACCUUGAAAACAGAAAAAAUGAAAUAUUUGUUGACGUUGUUGAGAAACUCACUGCUGUUGUUGAGUCCAAUGGUACACCAAGUCAUUUAGAAAUAAUUGGUUCAGUAAAUAUGAAGAAUUUUGUCACUGGAAGUCCACAGAUUAAUAUUGCUCUGAAUGAAGAUCUUGUAGUGAACAAAGGACAAAUUAGAGGUUUUGGCCACAGUGUUCAGCUAGAUCACUGUAGUUUUCACCAGUGUGUCAGGCUAGAUGACUUUGAAAGCAAGAAAAUUCUAAAAGUUUAUCCUCCUGCUGGCGAGUUUUCUGUAAUGACAUAUACAGUGUCUGGAGACAUUCCCAUAAACUUGCCUAUCAGAAUCAUGACAUUUAUAUCGGAUAUCAAGGACAGCAGAGAUGUGGAUCUGACAAUGAGACUGCGUUGUGAAAUUCCUACCAGCUGCCAUGCUGUCUUCGUUACAGUGAAGUUCAAAGUUCCAAAAUCAGUAACCAGUAUUUCUCAGCACCUUAGCCACCCAGAACAAUAUGCAGAGCUAAACAAAGGUGACCAGUUCAUUCUGUGGAAGACUAGCAAACUGCGAGGAGGAACAGAAACAACAUCUCAGUUUAGGCUGAUUUCACAAACAGGAGACAUAAUAAACAAGAAAGAGUUGGGACCGGUUAUAGUAGACUUUGAAAUUUCUGCGUACUUGUGCACAGGAUUACAGAUCCGGUUUUUGAAAUGUUCUGAUCAAGAUCAGUCACAUGUACCAUGCAGAUGGGUGCGCUAUAUAACUGUUAAUGAUUCAUUUACUGUCAAACUGUAGUUAUGACUUUUGUAUGUUUUUGAACAUAGUGAAUUAACUUGUGCAAAAUGUCUUGUCUGAAUAACGAAUUAUGGAAAGUUGAACUUUCCACAUUUGUAAGAAUGAAAGCAUGAUCCCUUCAAUCCAAUCCCUGAAAAAUAAAUUUAGGUACUAAUGAAGUAAAAAAAAAAAAUACUAUUAGCAGGGAUGGAAUGCUAAAAGAUCACCAUUGAGUACAAAAUGUGUAAAUGUUCAGCAGGGAAUUGUUGAUCAAAUUGCACAGUGAUGUGGCAGCAAUUUUGCCGAUAUUGUUUUGCUAGCUAUUGGGGCACAUUGUAGUCUGGUGGUAGAAAACCUGCCUGAAGUGCAAUGGGUCACAGGAUCAAUCACCCUUGAUUGACUCUGGGGUCUUCCUCAUCCCAACUAGUUUCCAAAAAAAAAUGGUGCAUCAAAGGCCAUAGUAUGUACUGUCCUGACUAUGUGAGCAUGCAUAUAAAAUAUCCUUGCUGUGUUUGUGGUAGCUGCAGUAGCUGGUUUCCUAAUUCUUUCUCUUAACCAAGUGUUGAAAUGAUCAUGUGUUAGACACCAGCAAUAAUUUAAAAUGUACUGAGAACAUAUGAGUUUAUCAAAUCUAUUGUCUAGGAAAGUAAACUCACCACCUAAAACAGUGUCUUCUGUUUGAAGUUGCCGAUACUGUAGAUUAUGGUACAUGUUUUUUGAUAAACUGGUUUCCAAAGGUUUUUAAUUUCCUGAACUCUUUGGGGACACAGGAAUUGAGCUAUUUAUGACUUUGACAUUCCAAUUGUCUUCAGACUCUUAAUCACAAAAAUGACCCCCCACCCCCCAAAAUGGAUAUAUAUAUAUAUAUAUAUAUAUCACAAAAGUAACAUUUCUUAUACAAGCUACUGUGUGUCAAACAAUUGUAAUGGGCACAAUCCAGUUGCUGUUAUAAUGACCACUCUUUUCUAUUACUAGUAACUAAAUGUGGCUGUAAGCAGUUUUUUGCAGAUACACUAGUCAGAUUAGAUGAUUACGAUCGAGUGCAUUUUAGCCUUUUUUGUUAACAAAAUGUUGACUCAUUGAUCGGCCAUUCCGUGGUAAUGAUUUAAGCCAGGACGUGACAUUCUGACUUGUGAUCUCCUCAACUAAAAGUCCUUUUUAAAUGGAAAUGCAGUUUUAUCAUUUAUAGGCUCAUUACAUAUAGUAGUAUUAGCAUGUCAGGCCUAAUUUAGUUUUUUGUAAAAAAAAUUGACUUAUAAAGUGAAAAGUAAAAUGUACCAGGACGUGACGAAAAUGGACAUGACUUUUUUAACAUUGCAGUAAAUUCCAAAACUCUGCUCUCCUAGUAGAAUGUUUGCUUAUUGAAAUACACUGUUUAAUACAAUAUCCAGUCUAUUUCUAAAUGGCAUAUAGCAAUUUACUAAAAUAAUAUUCUUUAUGAUGUAACAUUUACUUUUUAAAAUUUCAGUACAAGCCAGGAUGUGACGAGCCAGAACGUGACUUUGUUCAGUUCACUUAUACAACUAAUAAAUGAUAUGUAUAUCAAAUACUACUUAUGAAAGCAAUGAUAUUUACUGGUUUUAAGUAUUUUUAUCAUCAAAAUAAGUGCAUAAAAUCCCAAUUAAUUGAUCUGUUGUUGUUCAAAAAAAAAUUAUCAUACAAUAUUCAUAUAAUAUACUUUUAUAACCAGUAACCAUAUCAUUUGUCAACAAGAUUGCUUAUCCUCAUGUUGCUAAGUCUGGUGAUUUUUGUCCUACCUGUACAAACUAAAAAGAUACACUUUUGCAUUUAGCUCAACAUUGAUUGUACAAAUGUAGCUUCAUUUCUCAUAAAUUACAUGUCCUGCAUCAGUAAAGCUUCAUUUAUAUUUCAAUCUAUGAAUGUUCUCCUCAAUGCAAGUCAAAAUUUGUUUUUCAAUUUUAUUAUUUAAAAAUUUUAAUUUAAUUUUUUGAAGUUUGAUUUAUUUUUAAUAUGCAUUGAGAUGGAUAUCUACAGAUGUACUAUCAAUGACACUGAAUAAGUUUAUGGUAGGCAAGACAUUUAAUUCUGAAGAAUUCUUGUUUGCAAUUUACCACGUUUUAGAAUUAAAAUAUAUUAUAUUUUGCCUUUUGCUGGUAUUUUUAUGAUCAUCUGAUUUAAUUGGAAUUCAAAAUAUGAACCCCAGUCAGUAUAGAAAUUAGUUUUUGAACAGUUUCUUCUUUCUGCCAACAAUGUAUAUUAAUAUAAACUGGUGAUGGUUGACAAUAGCAAAAAUCUCAACAACACAAUUGAUUUGAAAUCCUCCAACCCAAGUUUUAUGAUCAACAUGUAUCUUUACCAAUUACAUCUUUCACUGGAGGAAUGUUGGUUUAUAUAUAUUCUAAUUCAUGUUUGGAUACCCGUAUCUGCCAAGGAAUAAACUUAAGAUUUUAGCAGAACAUUCUAUUUGAACAAUUCUUUUACACAAUAUUUAUUGUAUGUGUACACCAGUUUGGAUUUACAAAAUGGAAAAUUUAAUAUAAAUACAAUAUUCCUUAAAUUGGUAGAUUAUCAAUAAUUCACUGUUUGGUCAAAACAUUUUUUUUUUUAUCAUAGUAUUUUUUUUAUCUACAUAAAUCCACGUUAAAAUAUUCGAACAUGCUCCCCCGAACAUCCACUUUCUCUGUUUCUGAUUCUUAAUGGUGAAGGCAAAAAUAUUGAAAAUAAAAGUAAUUUCUUUUAGGUACAUGUGCAUUAACUAGUCGGUUUUGCCAAUUUCUUUAUAUAGAGAUAUUUAAUAUAUUUUUAAUCUUUACUAAAUUUAACUUGCCAUCUUGAAUGUCACGUCCUGGCUUAAAGUUUGAGGUGGUUAUUUUAAUCAUUUAAUACAGUCAUCAUUAUACCUUUUAUUUAUACUUGGAACAUUGAGGAGAAGGAGGAUUAAAAAGGAUUUUUAUUUCUGAAAAAUAGUUUUUAUAUAAAACUAACUUUUAUAUGUCAAAUCAGCCAGGACGUGACAUUAUAUAUUUUGAAAAAAUAAUUUAAUAUACUAAUUAUGAUAUGAAAGAAGGCAAAGUAGUAUUUUCAUGUGUAGUAUAUUUUAGAUGUGAUGUCCUGAUACCUAAUUUUUAAAUUUGACAUAACAGUAAUGAAAUAUUACCAAAAAACAAAUGUCACGUCCUGGCUUACAAAAACUAUUUUUUUCCAAUAAAACCGUCAUUAAAACCCACAAAACAUAAGUAAAUUGGCAAUAAAAGUAUAUUUGUAUGAUCCAUAAGGGUGUUAACUUUAAGUUAUAAUAAAAACUUUGUUUAACAGAUCAUUUUGAAAUUUCCACACCCAUGGACUGGCCCUGAUAUGGAUUGACGAGUUGUUUAAAUGUUAGCAAUACAUGUAUUGAAUACAAAUAGUGAAAUAUUAAAUGUUUUAUGGUAAUUCUGUUGUUUUUUUAUAUUGUAAAUUAAUAAAAGGUUUGAAGUAAGCAAA
Gigantopelta aegis is the source of this 4980-nucleotide messenger RNA. RefSeq names its product AP-4 complex subunit mu-1-like. The record is from RefSeq and is a predicted model, not a curated record. Gene Ontology annotation, biological process: protein targeting; Golgi to lysosome transport. Gene Ontology annotation, cellular component: cytoplasmic vesicle; clathrin adaptor complex; trans-Golgi network. NCBI's taxonomy places the organism in Eukaryota, Metazoa, Mollusca, Gastropoda, Neomphalida, Peltospiridae. The transcript has 14 exons. The coding region runs from base 223 to 1557 and encodes 444 amino acids.